This is a messenger RNA of Larimichthys crocea (large yellow croaker), 2877 nucleotides long. It is a transcript of the gene sgta, whose product is annotated as small glutamine rich tetratricopeptide repeat co-chaperone alpha. Gene Ontology annotation, molecular function: molecular adaptor activity; protein binding. NCBI's taxonomy places the organism in Eukaryota, Metazoa, Chordata, Actinopteri, Sciaenidae. Gene Ontology annotation, cellular component: membrane; TRC complex. The transcript has 12 exons. The record is from RefSeq and is a predicted model, not a curated record. Bases 263 to 1354 code for a protein of 363 amino acids. Gene Ontology annotation, biological process: post-translational protein targeting to endoplasmic reticulum membrane.
GCUCCGUCAGCGCCGUGACGGUGUGAGAGCAGCUCGCUGUGCGCGGGAAGCGAGCGGGGAGCUAACUAGCCGUUAGCAUCGUGCCGGAGAACACGUCACGCCGAACCUCCUCAGAACCCGGGUCCGGACCGGAACCACCGCGCGCAGAACUCAAGUUUAGAGUCGAAUCAGCUGUCAGCGAGCGGGCGCUAAUUCGGCAUACGUCACACACACCGACGCACGCCCCGCCCCCAGUGACCACAGACGGGGAGCCUCCGUCACCAUGACCGACCACAAGCGCCUCGCCUUCUCCAUCCUCCGCUUCCUCCACGACCAGCUGCAGUCAGGGAACCUGAGCUCAGGCGCCCAGGAGAGUCUGGAAGUCGCCGUUCAGUGUUUGGAGACGGCGUUUGAAGUUUCCACUGAUGACCAGAGCCUCGCCGUCCCCAUGACGUUACCGGAGAUCUUCGCCUCUGCCACGGCCAAGCUUCCAGCUGAGUCGCAGGUCAACAACAACUCGACCCAGAACACCCUCACUGAGGAACAGAGAGCCGAGGCUGAGACCCUCAAAACUGACGGAAACGACCAGAUGAAGGUGGAGAACUUCUCGGCUGCUGUUGAGUUUUAUUCAAAGGCCAUCGCCAUCAACCCUGAGAACGCCGUCUAUUACUGCAACAGGGCUGCAGCGUACAGUAAACUGGGGAACUACGCAGGAGCGGUGCAGGACUGUGAACAGGCCAUCAGCAUCGACCCCAACUACAGCAAAGCCUACGGGAGGAUGGGUCUCGCUCUGGCGAGUCUCAACAAGCACACAGAAGCAGCCACUUACUAUAAGAAAGCUCUGGAGCUCGACCCCGACAACGACACCUACAAGACCAACCUGAAGAUCGCCGAGGAGAAGAUGGAGACGCUGAGCCCAACGGCGGGGAUGGGCGGAGUCGACCUGGCUGGCCUGCUCAGUAACCCCGGCUUCAUGAACAUGGCGUCGUCUCUGAUGAACAAUCCUCAGGUCCAGCAGCUGAUGUCAGGGAUGAUGUCAGGAGCGUACGGCGGGAUGGGAGGAGCAGCAGCAGCAGCAGCAGGAGGAGGAGGAGGUGGAGGAGGACUGGGAGCAGGACUCGGAGCAGGACUGGGAGCAGGACUUGGAGGCAUGGGAGGAGCAGGACUCGGAGGCAUGGGAGGAGCAGCAAAUGCAGCGGGGACCGGAGCAGCUGGAGCAGCUGGAGCUCCUGGAGGCGGAGAUCUAUCAGGACUGAUCCAGGCAGGUCAACAGUUCGCUCAGCAGAUGCAGCAGCAGAAUCCUGAACUCAUCGAACAGCUGAGGAGUCAAAUCCGCAACCGAACACCGAGCGCUGGAAACGAGGAGCAGCCAUGACACUCAGACACAGUUGGACCGGUUCAUGUGUGGAGGAGAGGAACCGAUCUGGAUGUUUGGAACUGGAAGGACUUACAGGAAGUUGUUUUUGUUUUCUUUGUUUCAUCGCUGCACGAGAGAACGAAGCCUCCGCUUCACUCAGGAGCCACGGCGCCAAAAAAACCAACAGACCAACAAACGGCCACUUCCUGCGGCUCUGUGCAGGUUUUAGGAAGAACACUCUGACGUAACACUUUAAUAUCAGACAGAUUGAUUCUAAUAAAUUCUGCUAACGAGGUUUCAAGCGGCCCAGUUUAAAACAGAAGCUUGAAAUUUGUUCUUAAAACUACACAGUGUAACUUCACAUGUUUCUGUCCAGUCUUUGUUUAUGACAGGUGUGUGUGACAGUGUGUGUCAGGGUUUAUUCAGUGGGUCACAUGAAGCUGUGAGGAGGCAGAGCGAGCUGUUCAACCAGUCUGAGAAUUAAAACAAGAAUCAACAUUUUAACUCUUCUGUGUGACGUCUGUUGAUUCAGAUCAAACUAAAAUCUGCAGUUUGUUUUCUGAUCAGCACAAAAAUCAUCAAUCACUAAUUAGCAGUGAUGAAGACUCCACGUCGCCCUCUUCUCCAGUGAACGUAACUAAAACCACCAAAUUCUCUGACACAAGUUCUGUGUGUGAAAUCUUACUCAAGUACUGUACGGUACCGUAAUGUUUCCUUCUGACCCGGUUCACCUGUCGUCUGUUUUCCGUCUGAUUCUGUCUGUCCUGAAUGUUUGUUCAGCCUCGUUUACAAAACGUUCCAUCAAAAUCCAUCAAAACAUUUAACAUGAAACCAGUUUAAACUGGAUUUCUGUUCUGGUAUGCAAAUUAUGAAUGAAUGCUAACGCGUCAUUUGCAUAUUUGAACAGAAACAUUCAGGAAACUUGUUUUAAUGAGUCAUCAGCUGGGGAAGCUUCCUGUUUUCACUCUGUACUGUCUGUUUGAAGGAAGUGACUUCACUUUGUAACUAAAGCUGUCAAAUGUAAUCGAGUAAAAAGAUUUCCCUCUGACAUGCAGCAUGAAAACAAACAAAGUAACUUUCCAUCACUGCGAAUUAGCUUUAAUGACUCAACAUGUCCCACGCUGUCUGCCACUCUGAGGAUUUCUUCUCUCGUUCUGUGAAUUUGAAUCGUUUUACUAGAAUAAAAGUUCUAAACAAAAAACAGAUGGAAGUCAAAAACAAAUGUAUGCGUCUUAAUUCAAACAAAAACCCGUGAAUAACUUCUUCUCGUCUGAUCUUUACGAACUUCAAAGAUUAAUCUGAUCGUUAAGAGCGAUGCCGAGCUGAAGUCUCUGAUGAGCUUUGUUAACGAUCACUUUAAGUGCAUGAAUGAACGAGUCGCAGUUUUCUGAUGAAUGUAUAUGAAUGCAUAAACUCUGAUACUCCCCUCAACAUGAUGUUUAAUGAUACUUUCAUUUUAUUUGUUUCUGUCAGAAGUUUCCUUCAUUAAUAUUCAUGAUUCAGGAAAUACAUAUUAAUAAACAUAACACAUACUUACUGUA